CCCAGUGAAGCUUUUUACACACGUUUAACAAUUAAUUGAGGAUUAACUUGAUUUGUGACUGGAAACAUGCACGUUGAACCCAGGAACUUGAUGUGGACAUUGAUGCCACUUUUUCUGGCUGGUGCUCUUUGCAGUCAGUGGAAAGUGGUGUAUCAGCAGCAGCAUAUCUGUGCAGUGAGAGGCUCGUCUGUUGUCAUUCUUUGUUCAUUUUACUAUGCUGACGAGCUGAGAGGGAAGAGAUUCAUGUGGGGUAUUGUAAAGUCUCAUCUUCUCAGUGGUCGCUUCAUUUCUGGCAGGAACCUGGGAAAAUUCAGCUCAAGAUUUCAGUAUAUUGGUGACAAACGUCACAAUUGUUCUUUAAAGAUACACCAAGUGGAGCAUAAUGAUGCAGGAAAAUAUGCUUUCACAUUUAUAACAAACUCCAAAGAAAGCAAAUGGCCUGGUCCAUCUGGCUCAACAUUAAAGGUUGUUGAUUUGAACAUUUUGGUGACUAAGCCUGAUGGGAACAGAAGAACAAAGGAAGGCGACUCUGUGAAUCUGACCUGCAUAAACAGCUGCGAUGGUGGUAACCUUUCGUCUGCUUUCACCUGGUUUAAGAAUGGAGAACUCAUAAAUGAAGGACCUGUACUUUAUUUAAGCAACAUGUCCACUGCUACCUCCGGAAGCUACACUUGUUCUCUAGAAGCACACACAGGAACAGCUUCAGGAGUCGUAAAUAUUGAUGUUGAAUAUGGCCCUAAGAACACUUCAGUGUCUGCUAGACCAUUGACGGAGGUGUGCGCUGGCAGUAACAUCACCCUCGUCUGCAGCAGCCAUGCAAACCCUCCAGUGAAGAUCUAUACUUGGUUUAAAAGAAAUAAUGAUGAUAUAAUGGAUGUCGAACACAAGCCUGUGUUCCUCCCUGGUGCUGGUGGUCAGUAUUUCUGCAGUGCCACCAACAAACAUGGAAGUCAAAACUCCUCUGUUGUGACUGUGACGAUCAAACCAUGUUGGAUAAGAUUUACCAGAGAUGCACUUAUCAUUGCUGCUUUUGCUCUGCUUCUGAUUGGGACCACUGUUAUCGCCAUCAAAAGACUCCACAAAAAAAGGACAUGGACACCAAAUACAGACUGUGAGGAGGAAGACACUGAGGAUGCAGACUACGUCAACUGGCUCAACUGUGACAGUCAGUCACAAGAGGGAAAUCAGCGUGAGGGACAAACAACAGAAGUCGUCUAUACAGCUGUAUACUUCAACAAGAAAAGAAAGUCAAACAUGGAGCAGCAGAUGGACGACCCUAAUGAUGUCAUUUACAUCACAGUGUGCAGGAACCAACCGCCAAACCCUUCAUAUGUUGAGCCUCCCUAAUGAAGCUCAGCCUGUCAUUUUAGGCAGAAUCAUCACACCCUCCUCCACCCCAUUCACCUCCAGUCACCUUAUCCAGAGCCCAGGAUGAGCUCAUCAACAGCCCGCUCCUCUUCACAUCCAGAUCCUCAGCUCCAUCUUCAUCUCAUCUCACUAUUACCACCACCAGCGUCUAGAAUCCACAUGGGGGGGUUCCCUAAUCUACUACGUCUUUACCGCCCUCCUGGAAUAUACGUCAUCACAAUGGGGUCUAAUCGCCAAAGACAUUUCACAUUUCUCAUACUUAUUUGCACAUGUAAAUAAAUAUUCUUGUCUC
Epinephelus moara (kelp grouper) is the source of this 1660-nucleotide messenger RNA. RefSeq names its product B-cell receptor CD22-like. The coding region runs from base 67 to 1347 and encodes 426 amino acids. The transcript is spliced from 10 exons. NCBI's taxonomy places the organism in Eukaryota, Metazoa, Chordata, Actinopteri, Perciformes, Serranidae. The record is from RefSeq and is a predicted model, not a curated record.